Spirodela intermedia is the source of this 3653-nucleotide messenger RNA. Lineage: Eukaryota; Viridiplantae; Streptophyta; Magnoliopsida; Alismatales; Araceae. The record is from the annotation of a GenBank genome assembly.
AUGGCGAGCAGCAGCGGUGCCGUUGUAGAUCCGGCGGGGGAGCCGAUCCCUACGUCGGCAGUGCUGAUGGCCUCGUGGAAGCACAUAGGGGCGGCUUGCAGGACCGAGAACGCCGCUUUCAUCAACUGCAAAAAGAAGGAUCCUAACCCGGAGAAGUGCCUCGACAGGGGACGGGAGGUCACGAGCUGCGUCCUCAGCUUGUAAGGAACCCUAUGCGAAUUUUCCGUCGUUUGGUUUACGCCUAGAGACUAGAGACACUUCGCUGAUUUCUGAUGCUUUUAAAUUGAGCCGUUCUGAUAUAUCCGGCAAGUAGCCGCAAUUGACAGGACCUAAUUGAUGGGUUAUAGGACAAUGUUCUAUCUAGUUCCCGGCUCAAUGAUUAUCAACGCUCUUCAAACCCGUAGGAUUUAUUAGACUUUUUUAUUUGGAUUGGUUUAAGGCUCCUUGUCAUUGUCGAAAGUAUCUGCGGGGGUGGGGCGGGUUGAAGAAAUAAUGCCCAAGAUUAAGAGCGCAGGUGGUCUUUUUUCUUAGACCAUGGUUGCUCAUUUGAGCUCCACAUUGCCAAGUUGCAAACAUAUCAGAAUUUGAAUGGCCAUCUUUCGGAACGCUAGAUGUGUUUAACAUCAUACGACUUCUUAGACACGCAGAGCCUUAGUUCGAAAGAGAGUCUCCAGACUCACACGGCACCAAAGGUUAACAGAGUCCCAAAAUUAUUACCCUAGAAACACGAAGGAAAAUUCUAAUCACCUUUUGCAUUUUGUUCUCGUAGUUAGUCACACCAGCUUUGUUGUAAUUACCUCACUGUGGAAAAAAAAUUAAAAAAAGUUUACUGCAGAUGAUUGAUAAUUAUUCAAUAAAAGUAGGCGCUCGAUGUCUAGAAACUAAUAAUUUCCUGCAAUCAUGUCCAAAGUGUUAGUUUAGGCAUGCCAUUGCACUAGUCAGUAGACACUGAUAUGUUUUAUAACAUAUUUACCUUGUUCUUCUUAUGACAGCUGCUCAUUUUUUAUCCUUCUUUCUUGUUCUCCUAUCUAAUAGUUAUAAGUUUCAACAGAGACCAAACUUUACCAUUUUAGGCCGAUUGAGUGGAAACACCUUAUCUGUGAAAUUAAGGGAAAUGCUUUUCCAGUGUCAGCGAUUUUUUCGCAUGAAUCUGGCUGAGAAAUGGUUGUUUCAACAAGAAAAAUACUCAUAAGUUGUCAAUGUGUACAGUAAACUCCACAUGUUGAUGGCUUUUUAUGAAAAAAUGAAGAAAGAAGGAUACAAAAUAGAGAAAGAAAGCUUAGAGAACUAUGUUAACAAGAUAGACCAUUGUUGGUGACGCUGAGAUUGAUGGGAAUUACCUUUCACCUAGUAAAAGAGAAUAAUUGGACUGGUACACAAACAUGCGCUUGACAUUAAUCACGUGCCAUUGAAGUGGUACACGAACAUGCAUUUGACUUUAUGUAUUGUUUUACAAUCCAGAGACAGGAAAUCCUUAUAUUCUUGGUAAUGCUCAUAAUAUGCCAUUGGACUCACUUUUUUUGUUCUCUAUCAUGUGACACAUAUCUGUUACACUUUUUUGGAUACGAGAGUCAUUGUUUAUCUUAAUUCCACAUUUUCACUGAACAGUAGAGAGUUUGAUGCUCAUAACUGCAAGCAUGCCAUGGUUUUACUCGUUCGACCCACUUAUUCAUCCCUUGUCGUCAUUCGUUUUUACUUUCUCGUUCUACGCUGCCCAGUUGUUCUUCCACUUGGUGAUCUCCUUACCAAGUAACUGCAGUCACUCACUGCAAUUUUCCACAUUUCCAAUUUUUCAUAUACCUCCGGUGAACUCUUCUAAACAUGACACUCUACACUUGUUAGGAUAUGAUAGCAAUUUCUUCUACAAGCUCUUCUACUUCUACAAUAAUUUUGUUGAUUUUAUCGAACUACACUUUUGAUGUAAGGUUCCCCCGCUUUUAUAUCUCCCCUUUUAUGGUCGUGAUUAAUUAUUGAUUGAACUUACUGAGCUAUCAGAAUUCAGCGGCUCUUCUGAAAUGGGUGGGGACAGAACUCUUCCCAAUGACCUAGGAAUUAUGAUCCUUACCAAAAGGGUUCAACGCUCCAUUUCCGUGAUUAUGGCUUAUCAUGCACUGCUUUAUCUCGUGGGACCCUACUUUCAUUUGGAUUUAAUCCACCUUGGAGCUCAGUAUGACGUAUAGACGUUUCUACCACACGUUAUCCAAGUUAUUUGUUAUUUUUUACAAGAUAAGGACCAGGGAUAUUGCCUUAAGUUCCCCCUCCCCUUAAUGAUUGGACUUAAUAGUUUGUGCAGCUCAGAUAAUCUCUGCAUUGGCAUGUUUCUCUUAGAAACCAUACCCUUCCUCUUAGAAAGUAUAAUCCGGUAAAUGGCAUGAUAAAUCAAUUUAUGUGAAGUCAAAUUUUCCCUUUUUCUUUCAUUGCCAUCAUUAGUGGAGUCUUGCCACUUUAUGGAAUUGAUCUGAAGCCCCAUCCAUGGCACUGGUCAAAUUUUCAUAAUAUUUUUCCUUAAUAGCAGCAGUAUACUAAUCACUGUUGCCCUGGUCGCAAUUUGCCUUGUUCCAAUGGUUAAGCCAUAAGUAGACUGCAAGGUUCCACCUACAUAAUAUUUCUAAAACUGGAUGCUAUCAAUUAUUAUUUGCCAACAUCUCGAGCAAACAGUAAGGGCAACGUUUUUUCGGCUGCUGCUCAAUCUUAAGAGCAAAGUACGUCAUAUGCUAUCCACUAUUAGAGAAAAGGUUAACAAUAGACACCUGAAUCCCAUCAGUGGAACCAGGUAUUCUCCAUCGGUGUAACCUUCCCAGGAGAGCUGUCUUUUUCCAUAUGGUAGAGGUCAGCAUUUGGCCGCACACUCUUGUAAAAUAUCUUGGCAUAAUUUCCCAAUAGCUUCCAUCUAAGUCUUGGGGAUUCCCCCCUAGAUCUCCUGGUUGACAUUCCUCUCUCCUAUUAGACUUCUGUUGACAUUGUUAGCCGUCAUUUUAUCAUCCCCAGAUGUGGGGAUCCACCCCAAAUGUGCUCUUCUAACAUAUAUUAUCUUAAAUAAUUUAAGCAGAUUUACAAAGAUGGGAAGAUUCAACCAUGCAGGAUGAACAGAAGUCACCACCACGUCCUGUGUGAACUUGGGUUCCACCAAUUUGUGCUGCCAUCUUAUACUUGACUGAUGUUAAAGGAGAAACAGUUCUCAUCUAUUUUUUCAGUCUUCUUCUGCGAUCGUAUCCCAUCCCACCAGUUGGCUGGUUAAAUGGAAACAACAAAGAUGCCCUCCAUUGAUUCGUCAAAUUGAUCACAUAACAUGCUAUAUAUGGCUUUUGAUUCAGCAAUUCCAUGCUUGUUUCUCGGCAGAGUUUCAUUUUUUUUUUCUUUUUUCGGGUACCUCAGCUGCUAACAUUCCUGGGUCACUCACCAUUACUUUAUUUUUCAGCUCUACUUUGUUAAUUGCAUGGCAUUUUUAUGAACAUUUGAGAAGCUUUCAGUGGUCACACUAUCUCUAACAACGAGGCUUCCCCUGCCUCUCUGGCAGACUGAAAAACCUCCAUCAAAGCUGCACCAAGGAGAUGGAUGCCUACGCUGGCUGCAUGUACUAUAACACCAAUGAAUUUGAAAUGUGCCGUAAGGAGCAGGAGGAAUUCGAGAAGGCUUGCCCUUGGUCUCUCUAG